This is a messenger RNA of Alligator sinensis (Chinese alligator), 4751 nucleotides long. It is a transcript of the gene INAVA, whose product is annotated as innate immunity activator. Gene Ontology annotation, biological process: adherens junction maintenance; positive regulation of protein ubiquitination. The record is from RefSeq and is a predicted model, not a curated record. Bases 245 to 1888 code for a protein of 547 amino acids. The transcript has 9 exons. Lineage: Eukaryota; Metazoa; Chordata; Crocodylia; Alligatoridae.
AGUGAGGGGAGAGUCUGGAAGAAGGAAAGAGGUGACGGAGUAGAGAAGCAAGGGAGUGAUCAGCACAAAACAACCUCCUGCCGCAAAUUGGAUUUACGAACCAAAAUCACUGCCUGCUGGCAGAGCCUCACUGGAUCGGGAAACCCAGGUGGAGCUCACGGUUGACCAUAUAACAGAAGCCUCCGCAGGUCUUGGCUCAGUGCCCUAUCUGUCCAAGUUACUUCCCUUUGCCCUGACCUUGACCAUGGAAGGCAAAGAUGAAAUCAGUGACACAGACAGUGGGAUCAUACUACAGUCAGGCCAGGUAAGCCCUGUGUCACCCCUGAAGGACCUGACCAAGGCAGUGCACAAGCAACAGAAGGCACUGGAGGCACACCUGGAGGCCUGCCUGCAGGAGCUGAGAAAGCUCUGCCUGCGUGAGGCGGAGCUAACUGGGAUGCUGCCACAGGAGUACCCUCUGAAACCAGGAGAAAAGCCCCCGAAGGUGCGUCAGAGGAUUGGCACUGCCUUCAGACUGGAUGAGAAGACCAUUGUCUCACAAGGAGCAGACCCUCUGAGCAGGCUAGAGAGAGACCUGUCUCUGCAGAUGCAGAUUGUGCAGGCUGCUCAUCACCUCUUCAUGGAGGAGAACAUUAGCAAGCAAAUCAAGAAGCGGAGGAAGAGUGCUGUGCUGAAGGAGGAGAAGAAGAUGAAAGAGCUGGAGAAUGCCCUCAAUGAAUGCCGUCUAAUGGCUGGACAGAAGCUCAUGCCCAAGGCCAGCACCACAACCACUGAGGAGCUGAGCAUAUCAGAUGAUAGCUCCUUGUUGGACACCAACCUGCAGGAAGAAGAGUACUGCCAGGCUCCAAAUCAUCAGACUGUCCCAGAACUCCUGGUGCCAGUUGAACCAGGCACCCCGGCUCUGUCCUCCUGUUUGGCCCAUCCCAAGAAACACAAGGGGCCACAGCCCACGUGCUGUGAAAUAGCAGGGCUGGAACGCACACCUAUCCAGAACAGCCCGUGGAAAGAGACCAGCCUUGAUAAGCCAUAUGAGAAGCCCAAGAAGCCAUCUUUGGAGUCUAGCAAUGUAUCAAGAGUGGAGGUGUGCCAGGACUACGUGGAACCCCGUGGAAGAAGCAUGCUACCAAGGAGGCGCCCUACAUACUACACCAUCACUGUCCCCAGCUACUGCUUUCCCCUGCCUAAGCCCAGCGUGGUCUCCAACCCCACCUAUCACUCCAGCUCUGAGGACAGCAACUCGGACGUCUCCAGCAUUUCAUAUGCCACCUCUCCUGGCAGCAGCAGCCCUGACAUCUUCCUGAGGCCAGUGCCCCCACCAGCUAUUGCGCAGCCCUCUCCAACAUUAAGGGGCCAGAUUGUUGACAGGCCUGGAGCAGUGUAUUACUACCAGACCUCCCAGCAGCUACUGCUGCCUCCUUGCUGCAUCCCAACUGUGGAGUAUGUAUCUGAGAGCCGCACGGUGGCUGCAAGGGAGUUCAGCUGCAGCCGCCCUUCCCUGGGGGCCGGUGGGCCACCUCUGUUUUCCUAUGAGGAGGACAGGGUGCCCAUGCGCUACCAAAGACUGGUGCCCUCCCAGAGCAGGAUCGUGCGCACCCCAUCCCUCAAGGACUAUGCUACAGCCAGAGGCAGGACACUUUCCAAAUCAGCUGUGACGGAGGAGCUGAAGUCAUGGCAUGUACGCACCAAGCUGAGGAACUCACGGCCCCAUUCGCUGGACAGGCAGGGGACUUUUCGAAUGUGCAGCGGGCCAGGCAAGGAGCUGUAUGCCUUGCGAUCCCCCGUGCAGCGAGUUCAGGUCCCUCAGAUCCAUGUCCUGAAGCGGUCCCCUGAGGGUGCCCCCGUGCAAGUCUACGUGCCUGAAAAUGGUGAGAUCAUCACUCAAGUCUAGAGCCAGCACUGCAUCUGCUGCCAUCCUGCCCAGCUGACUGCCUUCCUUGCCAGGGUAUCCCCAGACUUCCUGCCUGAGAGAGUGCCAGGUAGUCCGAGGCACUGAGCUCCUCAGUCUGCCACCCUCUAAGCUUCUUGGGAUGAUCCAACAUCUAUCUGCAAGCCAUAUAUUUGUGCUGAGACAGAGGCCUGGGCACUUCCUGCCUUUGUCCCCCAUUACCCCUGGAGGACACCACUGUAGGAACAGAGUUCAGACCACACUAAUCCUGACUGUGUCCUUCAAACAUAGCUGUCAUUUGGAAGACCUGGAUUAAUUUUGGCAUAUUGUUACCCUCUCUGCUCCUCUUUGGACUGAGGGGCAAACAGAGAACUGUUGUGUACGCUUCCCGCUGUGUCUUCUUUUCACUCUCAUCCUAUUUAUUUAUCUAUCUGUGGAGAAGCAUGAGAAGUGAGCUCACUUUGGACACAGUGUCCUUUCUAUAUCUUUUGGGGAAGGAUUGAUCCAGGAACAGUGUGCAGGCAAGACAAGUUUUGAAGCCUCCAUUUGGAUCUUAGAGGCAAAGGGACCUGCUAGAUUUCUUAGCAGAGUAACAGAGAGCAAGUUGUGCACAUGGUGACAAAGACCUUUGCUUUGGAAAGACAAGAGGCAACAGGUCCAUCAAAUCCCUGGGUAAUGAUUGGCUACAAAUGCAGGGGACUGCACUAAAUGGCUCCAGAGGCUUUCCUGGUAUUUAUCCCCAAGGAGACCACUGUAUUUGGUUUGUGGAUGUGUUUCAGCUGAUAAGAUUAUCAGCAGUUUUGCACUGAGACCUUGCAAACAUUGCCCUGGUGAUGGCACUUUGCUAGGACACAGGCUGCUACCUAAAUGGUACAGGAUCAUUUAGAGAGUGCCAGGAUUCGGGCAAAUGCUGAUAAAUUCUCCCUCUUAAUUGAUUCUGCAAAGCAACUGCUAGUUUGCAGACCAUGGUGCAAACAGUGCAUCCCUGCAGGAUGCAGCAGGAGUGAGCCAGCCUGUCCGUAUGUCUGCAUGUAUGGGGAAUGAAAGGAAAAAAGAGCUGGCUGCUAGUCUCUCUGCACUCCUACGAACCACUCCAACUCUCUCAUUGAAGAGGAGCCAUGAAUCUUGCCAUCUUCCAAGGCUUUAUAUAUUCUUUUCAGUUUUAUGGAAAAUGUCUUUAAGACCAGGAUACCUACCAAGCUUUGUGGGCAGCAGCUGAUAGUAGAUGAAGUUUACAAUUUCAUUUUAUCUAGGUACUUACAUCAGUCCCAGCAAAGCCAGUGCCUUCCAAGACUUUGUGGAUUUAACCUUGGAAUACCCCUGGGGGACAAGAAAAUGGUAUCCUCACUUUACACAAGUGGAACCGAGGCAGAAAGUAGUUGAGAUGACUUGAUUAAGGUUGUGCAGGAAGGUCUGUUGUGGAGUCAAGAACAGAACCCAGUUCUGUCAACUACCUGCCAAGUGCCUUAGCCACAAGACCAUCCCUGAAAGGGAAAUGCACUGAGAGCAGAGGGAAUGGGGUUGUUUCUGUGUCUUUGAGUAAUCCAAAAAGCUGCUGACUUUGCUCACAGUGGCCUUUCAUAGUGCUGGCAGGAAGUCUAAUCUUCUGAGAUCCAAUGGACAACUGGCAUUUGCUAUCCUUUAAUAUCUCUGUGGCUGGUCAGGUGCUUUUCACUAGGACUGGUUUACCAUGGAGUGUCAAAAGCAUCUUGUAAAAACAUGCCCCAGGUUUAAUAAGCCAGUUGUUUUGGAGCAGCCAGCUGGGCUCUUCCUUGCAACUUCUCUGGAUAUCCAUGAGCAUUAAUCACCUAGGUCAGUGUUUCCCAAACUGGGGCAUGCCCAUAGGCGGGAGGAGGGGAAAGGGGGUGAAUGUUCCUAUAAAGGUGCAUGCAAAUCAUGGUGACAAUCAGCUGUGCCCUUCCCCAUUCUUCAGCUACUCUUGUGACCCCCUACUUCAGACAGCAGUGCCCCUUCCCCUUGCUGCCAGGUCUCAUGGCCAAUUGCUGCCAAUUUACCCCGCUGCUGAGGGGCAGCAGCAGCAGUUUGGAACUGGUGGCAAAGGAAACAGCAGCAAAAGAAGUGGCGGCUGCAGCUGAAAUAGGGAGGCGAGAGGUCUGGGAAACACUGAGGCAGGGUAUAGAUGGAUGUAACAACUUCAGUAUCAAAGGAUACCAGUAUAAGCUGCUAUCAUGCUACUGCUACAUUUGCAUAAUUCUGUGGUGAUACGAGUUUAACCCUGUUUCAUUCAAGGUCAAAGUCAAGGUAAUUUAGUGUAAUUAUGUCACUACCAGAUCAUGCAGCUGUGAAAGUGACAGUAUAAUAGCUGAUACACACUUCAAAGCAGCAGCCCCCUUUCCUUUUUAAAGCAGGUAAAAGAUAUAUUUGCCCAUACCCCUAAACAGUUCUGCAGCCCUCACCCCUAUUUAGUCUAAGUGCCUUUCAGUCCUCCUCCAUCUCUCAGGCAGAGAACUGAAGCCCACAUACAUUAAACAGUUUGCUCAGGAAAACUGGAGCAGAGUCAGAAAUCGAGCCCACAUCACCAGAGUCCCAGCCUAGUACCUUGUCCUCUCUACCAGCCUUCCCUACUUAGACAGCUAUCGUUGUUUCCUGUUAUACUCCCAUUUUGCUCACUAUUCUGUAUCUCUUAUGAUUGUCCAUGUGUCUUUCUUUUAUUUCUCUGAUAGACUAGAGAUGUUAACCUACUAACGAUGCUAACAGAAUUAGUAACUACUUUUUAUAUAUGGUAUCCAUGGCACAUGCUUUCUUUAUAUUAACUUAUUUGUAAUAAUGUACAGUAUUUGGUACCUAAUCUAUGAAUGUGUAUUCAACUACAAAGGGUCAAUUUUGUUCUGGAUUUCAUUCCAAA